Messenger RNA from Lotus japonicus, 3249 nucleotides. RefSeq lists its product as uncharacterized. The transcript has 3 exons. Lineage: Eukaryota; Viridiplantae; Streptophyta; Magnoliopsida; Fabales; Fabaceae. The coding region runs from base 1731 to 2882 and encodes 383 amino acids. The record is from RefSeq and is a predicted model, not a curated record.
UUUCUCUGUUUUUGCGAUUUAUCUUUUUGGAUCCUAAUUGGAUUUGAUCUUGCUCUUUCAAUUGGCUGCUUUGUGUUUUCAUAAUUUUUCGUUUUUUAUUUUAAUUUGCCCAAGAUAAUUCAUGAUUUGUUUUGUCUUGAUUGAAUUUUGGUUCUAAGUUAGGGUUUGGUUUAGGGGGGGAUUAGGUUCAAAUUGGUUGGUGAUUCGGUGUUGAUCGUGGAUUUCAUGCCAUCUGCCAUGUUUGACUUGUGAUUUAAAUCGGUUUUGCAAAUUGGAACCCAGUUUUUCCUCAAUUACUUGUGGGUUUUCUUUCAGUUUCUUGAUUCCAGUUGGUUCUAAUUUCUGUAUUUCUUGGUGAUUGAAUGGGGGUACAAUUGGAAUGUUCUACAAUUGCCAUGAUUGUUAAUGAAUGCUCCCCCUGUUUGUUCUUGAAUCUUGAGGAUUUGCAGGCUAGGAGGGUAUGGGGUUGAUACUGUUGUGUGAGAUUUUGUUAUUUUAUGAUAUGUCUAUGUCUAUAUCAGAUACUUGCAAACCACUGUUAUAUUGGUUUUGACUUGAUAUUUGAUAAGUGGCUAAAGAAACAUACAUGAUACCCUGUGUUGUGAUCCAUCUUCGAGCCGGUUUGAUUUACCGUUAGAAAGUAUGGAAACGGGAAAAUGACACGUCCCGAGACACUUUUUGUUGAAGUAGAUAGAACUCUUCUCUUAAUAGUAUUUAUUGCUACUUUCAAAAAUUUGAAGGGUAGUUAGGACAGGUAUCCUCAAUGGUAAUGUGACCGCGAUUGUACUUGAUAGGAAGAAAUCCUGCCUAUUCGUUAACACCAUUUUUUUUGUGGCUUUUAUAAUUGCCGAUAGGUGUGUUACCUUGGCCUUGUGUCCUUGAACUGCAAAUCUUCAAACCCGGUCCUAAAAAUACAUGGUCAUUUCUUCAAUUUUUCUGUCCCUAGGCAACAAAACCAACACGCAGUAUAGGAAGAUAACUAUAGCUAGCAGUUAAUGAUAUCUCCUGAUAGUUGCUUCCGUACCAAUAAUGCAUUGAAGUCUUUGUGUUGUUUCUUAUUUUCUAUCUUGCUUAGUCUUCCUGUUAAUUUUACUCCAAUUAUUAGAUAAGAUCUCACUUCCUCAUCGCUCCGAUUUAUAAUGUCUGAAGAACUAUGUGGAUUGUGGAGUUUUUUUAUUACGAGUCAAAUCCAUUCGCACUCUCUUCUUAUUUGAAUUACACCAACAUGAAUGAGAUUAGUUGGUUAUGUAAUUCAUCUAUAUUAACAUCCAAGAUUGUAGGCAAUUCACCAUUGGACAUCUAAGAAUAGCAAGCCCUCCCCAAUAUCUCAUACAAAGAAUGAACCAGUUUGAUUGAAAUGUCCUUAUUUAUCUGUUUCUAUGUUUUAUUUCUAACUGCUUGUUUCUAGAUUUUAAAUUUAAUUUGACGUUGAAGUUUAUUGGGUUGAGAUAUUGUUUUGCUAAACAUGCUUUUUUUGUCUUUCUUUUUGGUGAUAUACUUGCAGACUGAGGCUUGUUGGUGAUUCUGUUGUACUAGAAGUGUCUGUUAGUUAUACAUUUGUGCAUUGGUUCAUUAUUUAUGACAUACUUUGGAGCAUUGCAUGAGUGAUUGUCCUGUGAUUCUUUUGUGAAAUCAACUAAAGGUCCUAUACUUACAAACUGAGACUCAGAAGCAUCCAGUAGGGAAUAUAGCUAGAGCUUAUUUUCUUGAGUUAACACUUUGCGAGGAAGAUGGCUGGUGUUAAGCGAAGAUUAUGUAGUGAUUCCGAUACCCAUGCUCUUCACAAAGAAUUGGAUGAAGUAUCAUGUCCUAUCUGCAUGGACCAUCCACAUAAUGCUGUUCUUCUCCAUUGCAGCUCUUAUGAGAAGGGCUGCAGAUCAUACAUUUGUGAUACAAGUUAUAGGCAUUCAAAUUGCCUGGAUCGAUUCAAAAAAAUGAGGGACAAUUCUAAUGAGAACCCAAACUUACCCAGUUCUUUAGUAAACACAAACAACUCUGGUAAUAGUUUUGAUAUUAAUCUUACUAUGCAAUCUGACAUGCAUGAUGUUAAUGAACUCCGCCAAAAUGAAAUUAAUACUCUAUUGUAUGUUGGACUUCCACAAGGAUCAAGACAGGGUGAUGCCCAAGAUCCAAGUACACAUUUAGACCCACAUGAUGAAGGCAUUUUAGAAACUGCUGAUUCUGAGACCUUGCAGGACAGGGCUGUGCUUGGGGAUUUAGAUGUAGAUAAUUCAUCUGAGUCGAAAUUGAGCUUGAAAUGUCCUCUAUGUCGAGGCACCGUAUUGGGCUGGGAGGUGAUUGAAGAGGCUAGAAACUAUCUGAAUAUGAAGAAAAGAAGCUGCUCAAGGGACUCAUGCUCAUUUGCUGGUGAUUAUCUGGAAUUGCGUAGGCAUGCAAGGAGAGUUCAUCCUACUUCCCGUCCCUCUAAUGUUGAUCCCACGAGAGAAAGAGCCUGGCACAAUUUUGAGCGCCAGAGAGAAGUAGGGGAUAUUGUGAGUGCUAUUCAGUCUUCCAUGCCGGGAGCUGUGCUAGUUGGGGAUUAUGUUCUUGAGAAUGGAGACGGGCGCGAUGGAGACGUGAGCAAUGCUGCUAAUGGGCCUUGGUUAACCACCACCAUCUUAUUUCAGUUGAUGGAUAGUAAUAGUACCAUUGAAAUUGUUAGGGAACCAAGAGCAGCUCAUUCACGUCCAUGGCGAAGGCAUCGCCGUUCAUCUGACCGUCGCCGCUAUCUUUGGGGUGAGAAUUUGUUGGGUCUUCAUGGUUAUAAUAAUGAUGAUAAUGAUGAUCUACGUAUAUUUAGCGAUGCUGGUGAAGAUGCAUCUACUGUGCCAAGGAGGCGUCGGCGCUUGACAAGGACAAGGUCCAAUGAAGGCCAACCAUGAUGGUUACUGUCAAUUAUCUGAAUUGUUUGAACACAUGCUGAACUUGGUGGAAGUUGUGUGGAACAUGCUUUCAGGACUAUGAAGCUUUGGACCCUGUAGUGUGUGCUGAAACAGCAAGUUCAGAAUAAAUCAUGGUCUUGGGAACAAUAAACUUCUGGGUUUGGAAUUAAUGUGAUGGCAUUAAGCCUUGGGAACACUAAACUUCUGGGUGAUUUGGCUGGUUGUUGCAUAGUCAUAUUGGUAUUAUGUAUAAUUGUAUAAACAUACAGUGUAUGUAUCUUUUAAAUUGCUGUUUCUUCUAUGCAUGUAAAUAUUGUGUGACAUUUGUGGCUCAUUUAACUCUAUUUACUAGGAUGUUUUCACAUAA